UUUUAAUUCACCUGUUUGUUUGCGCAGUGAUGACGUGUCUGUGCGUUUUCGUUCAUUUUUAGCUUGUUAGCCGCCUAGCUUGUAAUAGUUAAGUAGCGUAAUGCAAGCGGCUGGUCAUGGCCUGGAAGUCACGGACCCGCAGUCUGCAGGUGUUUGACACGGAGCUGAGCGCGGACACGGUGGAGUGGUGUCCUGUUCCCACCAAGCACCGCAUCCUGGUCUGCGGCACCUACCAGUUGCAGAGAGGACCAGAUGGGGUGGGAGAAAGCAACACAAACCCAAGCCGGACUGGUCGUUUGUACCUUUUUGAGUUUCGGCAAGAGGGCUUAAUGAUCCCACCUCUGACUGAGCUGCAGCGUGUGGACACAGCAGCAAUUUUAGACUUGAAAUGGUGCCACAUCCCUGUGUCGGAGAAAGCGUUGCUGGGAAUGGCAGCUGCCACUGGAGAGCUGCAGCUCUACACACUUUCACAUAGUCAGGAAGGCCGCCACAGUCUGCAGCCUCUGACCAGUUUGGAGGUGGGAACAGAUAGACUGGCUCUGUCUCUAGACUGGUCAACAGGAAGAUUGGAUAGCAGUGAUGUGCGGAUGGUUUGCAGUGACUCUGCGGGUUGUGUCAGCGUUGUGUCCUUUGCUGACGGCAGUCUGACGGUUCUGUCACAGUGGAAAGCUCACAACUUUGAGGCUUGGAUCUCAGCUUUCUCCUACUGGGACACUCAGCUGGUUUACUCUGGUGGCGAUGAUUGCAAACUUAAAGGCUGGGACCUGCGGCUAGGCCCCUCCCAUCCCACUUUCAGCAGCAAAAGGCAUUCAAUGGGCGUGUGCAGUAUCCAUAGCAACCCACACCAAGAGCACAUCCUGGCUACAGGAAGUUACGACGAGCAGGUGUUGCUGUGGGACGGCAGGAACAUGCAGCGACCCCUCAGUGAGAGCCCGCUGGGGGGCGGAGUCUGGAGGCUGAAGUGGCACCCGACCCACCAGCACCUGCUGUUAGCAGCCUGCAUGCACAACGACUUCCACAUCCUCCACUGCCAGCAGAACCUUGAGGGCAGCGGAGGACCAUGUCCUAUUGUAGCAUCAUACAUCCUCCACAACUCCUUGGCUUACGGAGCCGAUUGGUCCCAUCUGUCCCUGGAGGAACCUCCUCCGCGUUCCCCUCCCACUGCAGAACCAAAGGAAAGCCUCGCUGAGACCAGAGGACAUUUGAGGAUCCAGUACGAGUCUCCCACUGGCAGCUUUGACACAUCGAUGGAGGAUGAUGCGGGGCGCUACAUCCCAGAACGUGUUACAGCGCCCUCUACAAGCUCGGCUGCCGGCGCUGCCCUCGGCGUCAGUGGUGAUGAUCCCUCAUUGUCCUGUUUGCUCGCCAGCUGCUCGUUCUAUGAUCAUAUGCUGCACGUGUGGCGUUGGGACUGGAGCCCUGACUGCAACCACCGUGAAACACAGCAGAGCUGACCAGGGUGAACCCAUUAUUUAUAUAUACGAGUAUGUGUGUGUAUAUAUAUAU
Thalassophryne amazonica is the source of this 1506-nucleotide messenger RNA. RefSeq names its product diphthamide biosynthesis 7 (gene dph7). The record is from RefSeq and is a predicted model, not a curated record. The coding region runs from base 117 to 1454 and encodes 445 amino acids. The transcript is spliced from 10 exons. NCBI's taxonomy places the organism in Eukaryota, Metazoa, Chordata, Actinopteri, Batrachoidiformes, Batrachoididae. Gene Ontology annotation, molecular function: protein binding.